GCGAAGCAAUUUCAUAGGCUGCCUUACCAUCUCAAGGCAGUUAGAUGUGAUAAGGCAGAUUGGUGGGCAAUAUUAAAAACUACUCUGCCGCUUGCUUAUCCGCCUGCUAUACGGUCCCUAGCAUGUAACAAUACCAAGGUACCUCGCUGCUAAUGUCGGAUCCGUUGAGCAUCGCGAUGGCGGUAGCUGGGCUUCUUCAGCUAUCUGUCAAAGUCUAUACGUCAGUAUCGGGGUUCAUAACGAGAGUAAAAAAUGCACCACAGGCCGCGUACGAUCUCGCUACUACCUACCCUCUCUGAAAUGCGAUUCACCCUCACAUCAGUAUCGGAGCUAGUCGAUUCUUUCAUGGGGUUGUCUAUGAGGCGGCGGGCGAUGGUCCAACUAGAUCAUCUCAUUAUAUGUUUGACGCAAUCAGUAGUAACUUUUUCCGAACUCGAAAAGUUCGUUAGCAAUUCGCUCGGAAGAGUGGGCAUGUCGCGAUGGGACAAUUGGCUUUUUGCUAGCCGAGGGGAGAAGCUGGGGCGAUUCAAUACCAGGAUACAACAACAGAAGACAUGCAUCAGUCUGGUCUUGAACAUUCUGCAAUGCGAGUCCGAUAUCGACGCCCGGGAAUCCGGCGAUACCCUGCAGGGAAUGAUAGAAAAGCUUUUAGACGAAAAUAAGUUCCUACAGGACAAGAUAGAGCGGCUCGGUGGCAUCGUACGCGACACCGUUGAAUCUGUAAAGUAUUCUACCCGCAUCGAAAAUUCAAGUAACAUUUUUACUAUUACGGAAGGUGAAGAGAAUGAAACAUCGACUAUUAAAAGAACACCAUCCGUAUACACCACGAAAGUAUCGUCGAGUCCAACUAACGACGGAACUAUGGAAUUGGCUCAGGAUAUCCAGUCUUGCGCUAAGACCACCAUGAGGCCGUUCGAAGUCGACCUGGUUAAAUCUUUCGUCUAUUUAAGGGCACUAGGCGACGAAUGCGAUAUCUCCUUUACUACCGGCCAGCCGAAUAGCGCGCUUUGGAGUUUGCUCUCGGGGCUCAGCUUAAGCAGGGUAUCUAACAUAUCGGUCAUUGGACUGCCAGUCUCCGCACAGGAUAUCUGGAACAGUUCGUGGUAUAAAACAAACCUACCGCCCCGGCAGUUAAAGGUGGACACAUAUAAAAUCGCCGUCCUCGGGUAUAUUAAUGUUGGGAAGUCAGCAUUGACAAGGAGAUUUUGCUUCGACUUUUUCAAUGAUGGACUUGAAUCCAGUGUGAAAGACUCAGUUUCCCUACACACUGUGCUAGAUGGCACACCCAUCCGUAUUGACAUCGUUGACACUCCAGGGGUAGGCUUGGAUGAUUCUCGUGCUGACUACACAAUCAAGGCAGCCGAGGGCAUGAUUGUGGCAUACUCUACUAUAGAUUUUGGUUCCUUUUUUUCUGUUCGUCCCAUAGUAAAUCGAGCUACUAGCGCUAAAAGUGACCAGUGGAAUUCAGGGAUAGCAGCUGCUAUUGUCGGUACUAAGACGGAUCUAGCGGCCGCUCGUUCCGUUCCUCGAGCAUCGGGCGCUUCCGCAGCCAAAGAACUGAGUCUGCCAUAUUUCGAGUGCUCAGCAAAGACGGGCGAAAACGUACAAGAAGCAUUUCUCGAAGUAGCCAGGGACAUUAGGGACAGGCGAUCUAGGAGAAUUCAAGAGCUUGAAAAGUUGUAUUAUAGCACCCAAGGAGUGACCGGACUCCCCCUAGGAAAAAAGCCGAUUAGGGACUUAGACCUAGGUACCGCUAAAGAGCGUGUUGUAACAGACUCCCAACAUACCUAGGUACCUAGGUAGACAAUGAAAACCAAGAAAAAAAACAAAGUCGAAGACCAUCAUGUCUACACGUACGAUGUAAUUGUAGAGAAUAGAAAUCGCGAAAAUACCUAGG
Messenger RNA from Hypoxylon trugodes, 1897 nucleotides. Its product is annotated as P-loop containing nucleoside triphosphate hydrolase protein. Gene Ontology annotation, molecular function: GTP binding; GDP binding; GTPase activity. The coding region runs from base 253 to 1791 and encodes 512 amino acids. Gene Ontology annotation, cellular component: plasma membrane. The record is from RefSeq and is a predicted model, not a curated record. Lineage: Eukaryota; Fungi; Ascomycota; Sordariomycetes; Xylariales; Hypoxylaceae. The transcript has 3 exons. Gene Ontology annotation, biological process: signal transduction.